GCAGAAGGCUCUCUCCCAUAUCUCCUAUCUCUUCGCUACUUCACUCUCUCCAGCCUCCUCCUCGUGUUUUCAAUUUUUGAAUUCUCCGGCGUACGGAUUCCGGCGAGGAUGGCGGUGCUGCUCUCGUACCUUGCCACGGAGAUUGUGAUUCCCGUCUGCGCCGUGGUCGGGAUCUUGUUCUCGCUGUUGCAGUGGUACUUGGUGUCGCGCGUGAGAGUGACGCCCGACCGUAACGCUCCCGCCCCAGGAACCAACGCAAAGAAGAACGGCUUCAAUGACUACCUCAUUGAGGAGGAGGAAGGCGUCACCGACCAAAACGUCGUCGCUAAGUGCGCCGAGAUUCAGAAUGCUAUCUCCGAAGGGGCCACAUCCUUCCUUUUCACCGAAUACCAGUAUGUUGGGGUCUUCAUGGUUGUUUUUGCAGUCUUGAUCUUCCUCUUCCUCGGAUCUGUGAAGGGCUUCAGCACAGAGAGCCAGCCAUGCACUUAUGAUGUGACAAGCACCUGCAAGCCAGCACUUGCCACUGCACUCUUCAGUACUGUUGCAUUCUUACUUGGUGGUAUCACCUCACUCCUGUCUGGUUUUCUUGGUAUGAAAAUCGCCACUUAUGCCAAUGCCAGGACAACAUUGGAAGCAAGAAAAGGUGUGGGGAAGGCCUUUAUCGUGGCCUUUAGGUCUGGUGCAGUCAUGGGUUUUCUCCUUGCAGCCAAUGGUCUUUUGGUACUUUACAUUACCAUCAAUCUCUUUCAGCUGUACUAUGGUGAUGACUGGGAAGGCCUUUUUGAGGCAAUUACUGGCUAUGGUCUUGGUGGAUCAGCAAUGGCUCUUUUUGGGAGAGUAGGUGGUGGUAUCUAUACCAAGGCUGCUGAUGUCGGUGCUGACCUUGUUGGAAAAAUUGAAAGAAACAUUCCUGAAGAUGACCCGAGAAACCCAGCUGUGAUUGCUGACAAUGUUGGUGAUAAUGUUGGGGAUAUUGCUGGUAUGGGAUCUGAUCUUUUUGGCUCCUAUGCUGAAUCAUCUUGUGCUGCGCUAGUUGUUGCUUCCAUUUCCUCAUUUGGAAUCAACCAUGAGUUCACUGCCAUGCUGUAUCCCCUUCUUGUCAGUUCUAUGGGCAUUCUUAUUUGUUUAAUCACAACCUUGUUUGCCACUGAUUUCUUUGAGAUCAAGGCUGUCAAGGACAUUGAACCAGCUUUGAAAAAUCAGCUUAUUAUCUCCACUGUUCUUAUGACUAUUGGAAUUGCAAUUGUUAGCUGGGUUGCUCUGCCAUCAUCUUUCACAAUUUACAACUUUGGAGUUCAGAAAGUUGUAAAGAACUGGCAAUUGUUCUUGUGUGUAUCUGUUGGUCUUUGGGCCGGACUUAUCAUUGGAUUUGUCACUGAGUAUUAUACUAGCAAUGCAUAUAGCCCUGUGCAAGAUGUUGCUGAUUCCUGUAGGACUGGUGCUGCCACCAAUGUUAUCUUUGGGCUUGCUCUGGGAUACAAAUCAGUCAUCAUUCCAAUUUUCGCCAUCGCAGUCAGCAUUUUUGUUAGUUUUAGUUUCGCUGCUAUGUAUGGCAUUGCAGUGGCUGCUCUUGGGAUGCUGAGCACCAUCGCUACAGGGUUGGCAAUUGAUGCCUACGGGCCCAUCAGUGACAAUGCUGGAGGCAUUGCUGAGAUGGCUGGCAUGAGCCAUCGUAUUCGUGAGAGAACCGAUGCUCUUGAUGCCGCUGGGAAUACCACUGCUGCAAUUGGAAAGGGAUUUGCUAUUGGAUCUGCUGCUCUAGUUUCUUUGGCUCUAUUUGGUGCCUUUGUCAGUCGUGCAGCGAUUUCAACAGUUGAUGUCCUAACCCCAAAGGUCUUUAUCGGACUGAUCGUGGGUGCAAUGCUUCCUUACUGGUUCUCUGCCAUGACCAUGAAGAGUGUGGGAAGUGCAGCUUUGAAAAUGGUUGAGGAAGUUCGCAGGCAGUUCAAUACCAUCCCAGGACUCAUGGAGGGUCUUGCCAAGCCCGACUAUGCUACCUGUGUCAAGAUCUCCACUGAUGCAUCCAUCAAGGAGAUGAUUCCACCUGGUGCCCUUGUCAUCCUUACACCUCUCAUUGUCGGAACAUUGUUCGGUGUGGAGACCCUCUCUGGUGUCCUUGCUGGUUCCCUUGUUUCUGGUGUGCAGGUAGCAAUAUCUGCCUCUAACACUGGUGGUGCAUGGGACAAUGCCAAGAAGUACAUUGAGGCUGGUGCUUCGGAGCAUGCAAGGACUCUUGGCCCAAAGGGGUCUGACCCCCACAAGGCUGCAGUCAUCGGUGACACCAUUGGAGAUCCACUGAAGGACACUUCAGGCCCAUCACUCAACAUCCUCAUUAAGCUCAUGGCUGUUGAGUCCCUUGUGUUUGCUCCCUUCUUUGCCACUCAUGGUGGCCUGCUCUUUAAGAUCUUUUAAAGGAAAGGAGGCUAUGCCACUUUCACAAGUAUUGGGCAAAGUGGUCUAUAUUUCUUUUUGUUCUAUUUUUGUUCGGCAAGGCAGAGUUUAUCAACAUUUCUUCUGUUGUACCAGUAUCUCUAUCCUCCCCCUCCUAGUUAGUAUUUCAAUUUGAUAUGAACUCUGAGAAUCAAUGAUGAAAAUUAGUUUUCUCGAAAUGAAUUUUCUCC
Fragaria vesca subsp. vesca is the source of this 2621-nucleotide messenger RNA. RefSeq names its product pyrophosphate-energized vacuolar membrane proton pump 1-like. Gene Ontology annotation, molecular function: inorganic diphosphate phosphatase activity; diphosphate hydrolysis-driven proton transmembrane transporter activity. The coding region runs from base 109 to 2412 and encodes 767 amino acids. Gene Ontology annotation, cellular component: membrane. NCBI's taxonomy places the organism in Eukaryota, Viridiplantae, Streptophyta, Magnoliopsida, Rosales, Rosaceae. Gene Ontology annotation, biological process: proton transmembrane transport. The record is from RefSeq and is a predicted model, not a curated record. The transcript has 8 exons.